AUGGCUCUCACUCUCCAACAUACAGGCUUCCUCCUCGGCGCAAAUGAUGAAUUGGCUUCUGCACCAUGUAUCUGUGGUCAUGCAGAUAAGCCGUCGCCACCUCGGUUCGACUGUGUUAAUCAGCAAUCUUACUUCAUCAUGGGUAUCAUCAUCUCCACGAUUGCAGCUGCUGUGACUGCCGUAGUCACCGGCGUCGUAGCCGUCGCCUCGAUUAUUCUCGGCGUUAUCGCCACUAUAAUCAUCGGCAUAUUCGACAUUAUCUUCGACAUCCUCUGCUGCAACUGCUUCGGCGCGCGCACCCGACGAACGGGAACUCAUACAUACUGGGGAUCUGGUGGGCUCUUCGGACCCAGAAGGGCUGCAGCAGGUCCCAUGGCGGGCGCCGGGGCAGGUCCGGGCGUGGGCGGUGGAGGUUUGGCCGGUGGGCCUGCGAUGGGUACCACGGGUGCGGCGGCGACUUACUAAAUGAUUUCGUCCAUCUCAUCGAGUUACGCGAUAUUGACGAUUUUAAUACAUGAUUCGGUGACGACGGAGGAUUAUACUAUUCAUGUUUAAUAGAGGAUGUGUUGUAGUAUUUGUGAUUGUACCUAUGCCCCGUGUAACGAAGGCACAUACCCUCGAAUUAUCUAUCAAUUCUGCGUACACGCGAAGGAGGUGAAUAGAGAUUAAUAGGGU
Gloeophyllum trabeum ATCC 11539 is the source of this 675-nucleotide messenger RNA. RefSeq lists its product as uncharacterized. The transcript has 4 exons. The coding region runs from base 1 to 465 and encodes 154 amino acids. The record is from RefSeq and is a predicted model, not a curated record. Lineage: Eukaryota; Fungi; Basidiomycota; Agaricomycetes; Gloeophyllales; Gloeophyllaceae.